CGAAGCAAAGAUAACCCACCCAGACAAGCAACCAAGAAAAUCCCCCCAAUGGAUCAUCGCCUCGUGGCCGCUCUCCUCGUCCUCCUGGGCCUCCUCCUCUCCCCGGCGCCGGCAGCGGCGGCCGCGGGGGACGAGGAGCCCCUGAUCCGGCAGGUCGUCGGCGGCGCCGACCCCCUCGACAACGACCUGGAGCUCGACUCGCAGUUCCUCGGCUUCGUGCAGCGGUUCGGGAAGACCUACAGGGAUGCGGAGGAGCACGCGCACCGGCUCUCCGUCUUCAAGGCCAACCUCCGCCGCGCGCGCCGGCACCAGAUGCUCGACCCGUCCGCCGAGCACGGGGUCACCAAGUUCUCCGACCUCACCCCGGCCGAGUUCCGCCGGACCUUCCUGGGCCUCAAGACGACCCGGCGGUCGUUCCUGCGGGAGAUGGCCGGGUCGGCGCACGACGCGCCCGUCCUCCCCACCGACGGCCUCCCCGAGGACUUCGACUGGAGGGACCACGGCGCCGUCGGCCCCGUCAAGAACCAGGGUUCGUGCGGGUCGUGCUGGUCGUUCAGCGCGUCCGGGGCGUUGGAGGGAGCCAACUACCUGGCCACGGGCAAGAUGGAGGUGCUCUCCGAGCAGCAGCUGGUCGACUGCGACCAUGAGUGCGACCCAGCAGAACCUGAUUCAUGCAAUGCUGGAUGCAAUGGUGGGUUGAUGACUUCAGCCUUUAGCUAUCUGUUGAAAUCUGGUGGCCUUGAGAGAGAAAAGGAUUACCCUUACACCGGGAAGGACGGUACCUGCAAAUUUGAGAAGUCCAAGAUUGCUGCUUCAGUUCAAAACUUCAGCGUUGUCGCUGUUGAUGAAGAACAGAUUGCUGCUAACCUUGUGAAAUAUGGACCGCUGGCCAUCGGUAUCAACGCCGCAUACAUGCAGACAUACAUCGGCGGAGUGUCAUGCCCAUACAUCUGCGGCAGACACCUCGACCACGGUGUCCUUCUCGUCGGCUACGGGGCGUCUGGCUUCGCGCCUUCCCGCUUCAAGGAGAAGCCCUACUGGAUCAUCAAGAACUCAUGGGGCGAGAACUGGGGGGACAAGGGUUACUACAAGAUCUGCAGGGGCUCGAACGUGCGCAACAAGUGUGGCGUCGACUCCAUGGUCUCCACGGUGUCCGCCACUCACGCCUCCAAGGACGAGUAGGCUCUGGUCUGAUCUGAUCUGAUCGGCGGCCUUCCUGGUGUCGAUCUUGGUUUCGGUGUGUGUAUCGCUAGAAAGAAACUUUAAUACGUAGUAGUCGGCUAGGCUCCAUCGUCGUUGUGGUAUCAGCAGCGAAGAUGCGAAGUCGCAAUAGAAUGCUUGCUGUAUAACUUGUGCAUUUGCUAAAUUUGCUACGCCAUGCAUGUCUGCCACACGCUAUUUGGAUGUGGCUAAAGAACUCCUGAAUAAUUCUGUACAUAAUUUGUAUUGCUUCCAUCAGAAUGGUGUUCCGUCUUUGUUGGCUUUGCU
Triticum dicoccoides is the source of this 1488-nucleotide messenger RNA. Its product is annotated as cysteine proteinase 1-like. Bases 49 to 1182 code for a protein of 377 amino acids. Gene Ontology annotation, biological process: proteolysis. Gene Ontology annotation, molecular function: cysteine-type peptidase activity. The record is from RefSeq and is a predicted model, not a curated record. NCBI's taxonomy places the organism in Eukaryota, Viridiplantae, Streptophyta, Magnoliopsida, Poales, Poaceae. The transcript has 4 exons.